GCAGCCUCGCUCUGGUCCCUGCGGCUGGCGGCCGAGCCGUGUGUCUCCUCCUCCACCGCCGCCAUAUUGUCUGUGUGAGCAGAGGGGAGAGCGGCCACUGCCGCUGCCGCUUCCACCACAGCUCUGUCAAGGCUUGUCAAGCAGUGUGCUCAUCACAUGGUAAAUCAUGCAGCCUGGAACCUCAUAAAAGCUCCAAGAAACAUCAUUCACCCAUACUGACUAGUUUCACAUCUCUUUGUUUGAAGAAAACAGGUCUGAAACAAGGUCUUACCCCCAGCUGCCUCUGAACACAGUGACUGCCAGAUCUCCAAACAUCAAGUCCAGCUUUGUCCGCCAACCUGUCUGACAUGUCGGGACCCGUGCCAAGCAGGGCCAGAGUUUACACAGAUGUUAAUACACACAGACCUCGAGAAUACUGGGAUUACGAGUCACAUGUGGUGGAAUGGGGAAAUCAAGAUGACUACCAGCUGGUUCGAAAAUUAGGCCGAGGUAAAUACAGUGAAGUAUUUGAAGCCAUCAACAUCACAAAUAAUGAAAAAGUUGUCGUUAAAAUUCUCAAGCCAGUAAAAAAGAAGAAAAUUAAGCGUGAAAUAAAGAUUUUGGAGAAUUUGAGAGGAGGUCCCAACAUCAUCACACUGGCAGACAUUGUAAAAGACCCUGUGUCACGAACCCCCGCCUUGGUUUUUGAACACGUAAACAACACAGACUUCAAGCAAUUGUACCAGACGUUAACAGACUAUGAUAUUCGAUUUUACAUGUAUGAGAUUCUGAAGGCCCUGGAUUAUUGUCACAGCAUGGGAAUUAUGCACAGAGAUGUGAAGCCCCAUAAUGUCAUGAUUGAUCAUGAGCACAGAAAGCUACGACUAAUAGACUGGGGUUUGGCUGAGUUUUAUCAUCCUGGCCAAGAAUAUAAUGUCCGAGUUGCUUCCCGAUACUUCAAAGGUCCUGAGCUACUUGUAGACUAUCAGAUGUACGAUUAUAGUUUGGAUAUGUGGAGUUUGGGUUGUAUGCUGGCAAGUAUGAUCUUUCGGAAGGAGCCAUUUUUCCAUGGACAUGACAAUUAUGAUCAGUUGGUGAGGAUAGCCAAGGUUCUGGGGACAGAAGAUUUAUAUGACUAUAUUGACAAAUACAACAUUGAAUUAGAUCCACGUUUCAAUGAUAUCUUGGGCAGACACUCUCGAAAGCGAUGGGAACGCUUUGUCCACAGUGAAAAUCAGCACCUUGUCAGCCCUGAGGCCUUGGAUUUCCUGGACAAACUGCUGCGAUAUGACCACCAGUCACGGCUUACUGCAAGAGAGGCCAUGGAACACCCCUAUUUCUACACUGUUGUGAAGGACCAGGCUCGAAUGGGUUCAUCUAGCAUGCCAGGGGGCAGUACGCCCGUCAGCAGCGCCAAUAUGAUGUCAGGGAUUUCUUCAGUGCCAACCCCUUCACCCCUUGGACCUCUGGCAGGCUCACCAGUGAUUGCUGCUGCCAACCCCCUUGGGAUGCCUGUUCCAGCUGCCGCUGGCGCUCAGCAGUAACGGCCCUAUCUGUCUCCUGAUGCCUGAGCAGAGGUGGGGGAGUCCACCCUCUCCUUGAUGCAGCUUGCGCCUGGUGGGGAGGGGUGAAACACUUCAGAAGCACCGUGUCUGAACCGUUGCUUGUGGAUUUAUAGUAGUUCAGUCAUAAAAAAAAAAAUUAUAAUAGGCUGAUUUUCUUUUUUCUUUUUUCUUUUUUUUUUUUUAAACUCGAACUUUUCAUAACUCAGGGGAUUCCCUGAAAAAUUACCUGCAGGUGGAAUAUUUCAUGGACAAAUUUUUUUUCUCCCCUCCCAAAUUUAGUUCCUCAUCACAAAAGAGCAAAGAUAAACCAGCCUCAAUCCCGGCUGCUGCAUUUGGGUGGAGAUUUCUUCCCAUUCCCACCAUUGUCCUCCACCAUCCCACACUUUAGGGGGUUGGUAUCUCGUGCCCUUCUUCAGAGAUUACAAAAAUGUAGCUUCUCAGGGGAGGCGGGAAGAAAGGAGGCAGGAAGGAAAGAAGGAAGGGAGGACCCAAUCUGUAGGAGCAGUGGACUGCUUGCUGGUCACUUACAUCACUUUACUCCAUAAGCGCUUCAGUGGGGUUAUCCUAAUGGCUCUCGUGGAAGUGUGUCUUAGUUACAUCGAGAUGUUGAAAAUCUACCCGAAAUGCAGACAGAUACUAAAAACUUCUGUUCAGUAAGAAUCAUGUCUUAUUGAUCUAACCCUAAAUCCAACUCAUUUAUAAUUUUAGUUUUAGUUCAGUUUAAAAUUUUGAUACCUUCCCUCCCAGGCUCCUUACCUUGGUGUUUUCCCUGUUCAUCUCCCAAUAUGCUGUGCUCCAUAGCUGGUAGGAGGGGGAAGGCAAAAUCUUUCUCAGUUUUCUUUGUCUUGGCCAUUUUGAAUUCAUUUAGUUACUGGGCAUAACUUAUUGCUUUUUACAAAAGAAACAAACAUUGUCUAUACAGGUUUCAUGCUAGAGCUAAUGGGAGAUGUGGCCACACUGAGUUCCAUUUUAAGCUUUCUACUUCUUUUCCUCUGACCUUCCCCUUCCCUCACAUGCCAUCCAGUGAGAAGACCUGCUCCUCAGUCUUGUAAAUGUAUCUUGAGAGAUAGGAGCAAAGCCACUAUCUCCAUUGAAGCUGAAAUGGUAGACCUGUAAUUGUGGGAAAACUAUAAACUCUCUUGUUACAGCCUUGCCACCCCUUGCUGUGUGUAUAUAUAUAAUACUUUGUCCUUCAUAUGUGAAAGAUCCAGUGUUGGAAUUCUUUGGUGUAAAUAAACGUUUGGUUUUAUUUAUCAA
This is a messenger RNA of Macaca mulatta (Rhesus monkey), 2801 nucleotides long. It is a transcript of the gene CSNK2A1, whose product is annotated as casein kinase 2 alpha 1. Lineage: Eukaryota; Metazoa; Chordata; Mammalia; Primates; Cercopithecidae. Gene Ontology annotation, cellular component: nucleus; cytosol; protein kinase CK2 complex. Gene Ontology annotation, biological process: peptidyl-serine phosphorylation; peptidyl-threonine phosphorylation; regulation of cell cycle. Gene Ontology annotation, molecular function: ATP binding; protein serine/threonine kinase activity. The record is from RefSeq and is a predicted model, not a curated record.